UCCCUGUUUAUUAUCAGGUAAUGGAUCAGUUAAGUUAAUAUACUGUAAUGCAUUUAGAAAACGAGUAUGAAUGUUAAGAACGUGUAUGUAAUAGUAAAACUUUUACUCUUUUUUUUUUAAGUGUGUUCAGUAUCACUAGAAAAUCACUAGGUAAGUUUGAUCAGGGUUAGAGCCAAACUCUGGAGUGCUUGCCCUUCAGGACCAGAUUUGGAGAGCCCUGUAACACCUAUAUCAUGUCUAAAAUGAUCACCACAUAAAUGAUUAUUUUUAAUGUAAGCAAUAAAGUCACAUACUGUAUUUGUAUAUGUUUCUGAUUACAAGGAUGAGACAUCUAACAGUGAAAAUGAGAACAGUUCCUCACGCUAUAAGACUAAAACAGCACCACAUCAUACCACAGAUGACACGUCUAGUGAAGAUGAGAACAGUUCCCCAUGCUAUAAGACUGACACAGAAUCAGUCAUGUCAUCAAUACUUUGGUAAUGAAAUCCCAGCAAAUUGUGAUUCAUGUGGUUCUGAACCUGGGGAUAAGAGCUCUCUUAUUAAAUCUGGUGACAUUUUCAUGAAAUUGUCCAUAAGAAAACAAAAAUGUCAGAUUAGCCAUUUACAGCAGCACUGAAUUACAAAUGGACCAGAGUAAAAAGCAACCCAGACAGUGUUCAAGACAUAUAUGAUGGUGAAAUGUAUAAGUCAGUAGGUCCCUUGAAUGAUCCGAACCAAUUUAUCCUUUCACUUACAUGGAAUGUUGAUGGUGUCCCUAUUUUUAAGUCCUCUCCUCUUCACAUUUGGCCAAUCCAAGUAGUAAUUAAUGAACUUUCCCCAGAUAUGAGAAGUAGGCAUGUGCUCCUUUUUGCAGUCGUUUGUUGAUGAGUGCAUUCAGUUAGAGCAGGAAGGUCUAACAGUACAGCACACAGAUGUAUGUGUUUAAUCUGGUCUGUGUAUGUGACUCGGUGGCUCACUGCUCUGUCCAAAACACUAAGCAAUUUAAUGGUGAAUAUGGAUGCAACUGGUGUUACGAGAAGGGAGUAGUAGCAGCUAAAGGAAAUGGAUUCACUAGGGUGUGUCGCAAACAAGAGAUGUGAGACCACAGCCAACAUUUUGAUGAUGUUAAAACAGCAGUCGAAACAUGUGUUAAGGGAGUCAAAGGGCCAUCCCCUUUAAUGCUUUUAACAUUUUUCAAUAUAAUUCUGGGCUUUGCUUUCGACUAUAUGCAUGGCAUUUUACUGGGUGUCAGUCGGCAAUUAACAACUUUAUGGUUUGACUCAAAAUAUCAUGGAGAGAGAUGGUAUUUGGGGAGAGAGAUAAUCACCAUUGAUAAACUACUACUUCAAAUUAAUACGCCAGUUAAUAUUACAAGACCUCCACGCUCUGUAAGGUUGCGGAAAUAUUGGAAGGCCUCAGAGUACAGGAAUUUCCUUUUGUUUUACAGCCUUCCAUGCUUGAGUGGCAUUUUAUCAUGUGAUUACCUAGAACACCUACUACUCCUUGUCCAAGCAACGUACUUACUAUUAAAAGAUGACAUGAGUUCUCAUGACAUAGAUGUAGCUGAAUACCUGUUAAAAACUUUUGUGAGCCGGUUUGAGAGACUGUAUGGCAAAUGUCAUGCUAGUUUUAAUGUGCACAUUUUACAGCAUGCAGCACAGUCAGUACGAAACUGGGGUCCACUAUGGUGCCAAAGUGCAUUUAUUUUUGAAAGCCACAAUGGUAACUUGCAAAAGCUCUUCCAUGGCACCCAGGCAGUUACAGAACAAAUAGCCAAUAGCUUUUCUCUUUUUCAAAGUAUUCCCCGGCUUCUAUCUACUGUUUACGAUAAGAGUGUUAAAAAAACAAGCACAGAUUUUGUUGACCGUAUGCUACGUGGGUAUAGACUUGCCACAAACUGUGUAAAAAAGACAAACAUAAUCUUUCUGGGCUUACCAACAGUAAGAAUGCCAACACCUAGGGAGGCAUUUCUGUUCAGAGAACAGGGAAUUGAUGUUCACCAAUGUGCAUUUUAUUCAAGAGCUAUAAUUAAUGGAAACAGGAUUCAUUCAAAGACAAGCACAACACUGUCAAGAAGGAUCAACCGUGCAGUUGUGACAGAACAAGGCACAAUGGCAUUGGUGAGAUCGUUUGUUGAUGUGGGUUUUGAUAAAGGUUUUGCCUUUAUUGAUCCAGUUAUUACAGCCAAGUUCAACAUGGUUAAAGAUAGACAAACAGGAACUGCUUUCUCUGGGAUAGUUAGGGAAAAUUAUAUUUCAACUGAUGUUAAAUUAAUCAACUGCAAUGAGAUUAGAACAACUUGUGUGUACUUAAAGGAUGUGGAGCUUGUACAGAAUUUACUUUGCAUUCAACCCAACAAAUGGGAAGUUGAUUAAUUACUAUUCUAUUUUUGUCAAGUAUAUAUACACUUUAACAUGAUUAUUUUGAACAUUCUUAAACAUCUACAGUUAAUACAUGUACAGUGAUAAAUAGCUCAGUUUUUAUUUUAUGUACACUGAUCUCUGUUUUAUAUAUGUACAAUGAGAUAAAUAGCUAUUUUAGUAUAUUUUAUAUAUAUUUUGGAUUGUUUGUUUAUCCCGAUAGCAUCUUGGAAUUUUGGAAAAUGUAUUUGGGCCAGUUGAAUAAAUAAAUAUUUUAUGUAAUACCGUAACAUGCUGUGUAUAUCAUUAUUUGAAAAAUCCUUUGUAAUGUAACAACAUUUAUUAAUAAUGUAAUUAAUGUAACAACUAUUAAUGAGGUUCAUAUCAGAAAUACACAUUAACAUUCCAGCCAAACCAUGAAUUUUAUAUCCCACAGGUAUCUUAUAAUUUCUGUAGGUUGUUUUGCAUUCCUACAAGAAGUCAGUGGACAAACCUACA
Messenger RNA from Megalobrama amblycephala (Wuchang bream), 2837 nucleotides. RefSeq lists its product as uncharacterized. Lineage: Eukaryota; Metazoa; Chordata; Actinopteri; Cypriniformes; Xenocyprididae. The record is from RefSeq and is a predicted model, not a curated record. Bases 1158 to 2354 code for a protein of 398 amino acids. The transcript has 2 exons.